CUCAGAUGCGCGACUCCAUCGCACGCGUGUAUCCGCACUGGAAUGCAUCCAUUCCCUUAUACGGAUAUCUUCCGGGAAUGUAUGCUUUCGGACUGUGUGAAACCGACCAUUGCGCUGACGCGGAGAAAACAGCAAAGAAGGGCCUGGAGUUGAUUCCUAAGGACGGGUGGGCGACGCAUGCGUUGGCUCACGUCUAUGAGAUUCAAGGAAGGAGCCAGGAAGGCAUCUCGUUCCUGAGCAGAACUCUCGACAACUGGACGACAGCAAGCAGCGUAACUUCUGGCAUUGGGCCGUUUAUCACAUCGAGAGGUAAAUAUGUAAUCGACUGCCUUUAAAAUGAACGAGCCGCCUGUUCGCUAUAAGGAUUAGUCAACAUGUUGAGGUGAGUAUUUUAGCUAAUAUAUACUUAAUCAAAAUAAAAUAUAUUCGAUAAUUCUUGCCCGAUAGAAACUUUCCUAGCAUCGCCGCAGAUACGAAACUCGGACCGUAUGUGUACUGGCUGAGGAAAACCGAUUAGAUUAACAAUAACAAUAGUUUAAUAUUUUGUACGCAAUAUUAUGCGUCCGCAACUAAUGUAUUGUGCGCGGUGCCAUUUGAUGUCGAGAACCGCUUAGAUUAACACUAACUAUUUAGUUUAAUAUUUUGUAUGUAAUAUUAUCAGGAGUGUAUAACAUAGAGAUUAUGAUAACUCUCUAUACUGUACACUCGUGAUAUUAUACUUCCGUAAGUAACAUAUAUAUUGUUCGCGGUGAUAUUUGAUGUGUAGUAAAAAUGCGAAUAGGCGCACGUAACGCCCAUGCGGCGAUGCAUGGUGGCAGCGUGAUGGCAUGGUGGCGAUGUGUUGGCGGCAAUAUUUUGGACCAAGCGGAAGGAUAAGAACCACUGAAUUAUGAUGGGUUACGGAGUACAAUUUACCAUUAAUCAUUAUCACAUGUCGGUGAUC
This is a messenger RNA of Priapulus caudatus, 943 nucleotides long. RefSeq names its product tetratricopeptide repeat protein 38-like. NCBI's taxonomy places the organism in Eukaryota, Metazoa, Priapulida, Priapulimorpha, Priapulimorphida, Priapulidae. The transcript is spliced from 5 exons. The record is from RefSeq and is a predicted model, not a curated record. The coding region runs from base 6 to 335 and encodes 109 amino acids. Gene Ontology annotation, molecular function: protein binding.